Dentiscutata erythropus is the source of this 982-nucleotide messenger RNA. Lineage: Eukaryota; Fungi; Glomeromycota; Glomeromycetes; Diversisporales; Gigasporaceae. The record is from the annotation of a GenBank genome assembly.
AUGGAAACGUCCAGCAUAGACAACUCAGGGUUCAACAGAAAAAAUAAAAAGGCAAGAACUUCAGCUACUGAAGAAGAAGAAAAUUUAGCCGAAAUUUGGGGAACAAGCUAUAAAGAUACAGAAAAUAAGGAGUUGCUCCAAACAGUAGGCCAGAACUCAGACAGUAAAGAAACGAAGAAUACAAAAGUAGCAGCAACUACGAAAGAAGUCAACAACGCCAAAAGUAGUCCAGAACUAGAUAACCAAACUGUUAUCUUGAAUAGCAACUCCUAUAUUAACUGGGCAAAUGAUGCUGAGAAAGAACUGCAAAGCAGUGUCACUAAGGAAAUUACUCUCUUAGAGCAUAAGAACCCAUGGGUAGACUCAGAAGAAACAACAAACACGUCACGUCUUGAAAACAACAACAAUAUCAAAAAACACGUGUCAAGCGAAAAUAACUACAAUUACACACGUGAUGAUAACCAAGCCACCAACUCAGGGUCUGGAGCUACGGACCCGGAAUCACAGCCACAUGAUCAAGCAGUUGAAGCCAAGAACAAAUCUUCUAAUUCGGGAAAACAGGAACUCAAGGAAGCCAGAGCCCAACUAAGACAAUCGACUGCCCAAAAACUAUCUUCCAUAGAUCUAAAAAUCAGCGAAAACAACCCUUACACUAAGCCAGGUACCAAGGAGAUGGAAAUAGAGACAAACUCUAUCUCUAGCGGUAGUUCCACUCCAGUGCCAGAAACUCCUAAUAAAACUAGUAAUGAUACAGAAACCCCGGUAACGGAAAUGAUUACUGAAUCUACAGUAAAAAACACAACAGAUAUACCAAACGAAACUACUUCUAAAGCUAUUUCUCCAAACAAUAAUAGCACAACAGAAUCAGAGGAUCAAGACCCUAAAGACCCUCCAUUUACCACAGUAGUCUCAAAAAAACAAAAACUCAAGAAUAAGAAAAAAGGUCUUGGUGAUAACUAUCACCCAUAUAGAGGAUCAGAAG